Rhinichthys klamathensis goyatoka is the source of this 5697-nucleotide messenger RNA. RefSeq lists its product as uncharacterized. The record is from RefSeq and is a predicted model, not a curated record. The coding region runs from base 1 to 5697 and encodes 1898 amino acids. Gene Ontology annotation, cellular component: Z disc. Lineage: Eukaryota; Metazoa; Chordata; Actinopteri; Cypriniformes; Leuciscidae. Gene Ontology annotation, biological process: positive regulation of calcineurin-NFAT signaling cascade. The transcript is spliced from 2 exons.
AUGAGCAUCCAGGAGAAGCGUCACAGGACAACCAUGCAGCACCUCCGCUAUCUCGAUAGCUUUAUGAAUGAAAUAGACCGUGAGGUCAUGAGCCUGACGGAUCGAGCUUUCAAGAGUCUGUGCAUUGGAGAUGAAGCCAUAUACAAUGACUCAGAGUUUUCCCCCUCUCCCGUCAGCUGCCACAAGCCAGUGGUGGAGGACGUCUCAAAAAAGACUCAAGAGAGUUCGUUUUCUGCUGUCAAAAAACUUAAUUCUCACCCCCUUAAUGGAGCGAGUGAUGUAUUGAGUAGAUCAAAUAAGUCAUCCAAAGACUCUGCACUUUUUGCUGUAUUUUCAGCCAAAAAGAAUGGGGAGAGCACCGAGAUGACAAAUGGUGAUUCGUGGGACAAAUCUGCUCUUCUCAGCAUCCAAAGAGAGCUCUCUGAGUUUUCUUCAGAUUACCAGAGUUUAGCAGUGGAACAUCUUUCCCAAGCCAAGAAUCACCUAAAAUCAGAUGAAAAAGGAUCCGCCAAAAAAUCAAGCAAGGAUGUAUCGCUUCCCUCUGGAAAAUCCUCUAAGAGUAAACACAGCAAAAACAACAAACUGAGACAACUGAAUUCCAUAAACUUUUUCCUCCACAGUGAAUUCAGUCCGUUCUUGUCAUGGAGGGAUUUUAAUAAAUUCCCCAUUGGUCAGGAGCACAUAUCGGAGAUUAUGUUAAGCAAUAGGCCACCUGAAUGGUAUGAUUUACCUCUUUACAAAGAAUUAACUGCAGCACAUGGACACUUUAAAUUAAGUUUUCCCCCAUCAGAGGAAAAAGAAGUUGAAAAGUGUCCUAUACAAAGUGAGACUCAUUUGCUUAAACCACAGGUACAAUCUUCAGUACCUAGUGUAGCCCCAAAGCCAGAGAAAGAGUCCAAGCACAUCCAACACAAUAUUCCUCCAAAGGACCCUCCUCUUGCCUCUGAACAGAGAUGUAACUCAGAAAGGGCAGAACCUUGCGUUCCCUGGAGAAAAAGCAGAAGUAGAGCAAAAAGUGCUGCUCCUGUGGGACAUUCCAUCAACUCACCAGUCUGUGAGAGGACAAGAACUGGAGAAAGGAGAGCACAGGCAUUUAAAAACGAAGUGAAGACAAUAGAGGACCAGACCUCCGCUAGUUCAACUCCUUUCAGUAUUUCACAGCUGUUGACACCAGUGAUACCCUCCAGACAUGGGACAGGAACUUCAGACAUACUGCAAACUGUGCUCUCACCCACUGCCUUUGAGGUCCCACUACUGGCGGAGAGAGAAGUGCAUCCGUCACCUGAGAUUAGGAGAGAGGGGUACAAAUCCAUAGCAUCAAGCUUGUUGUUCAAUCUCAAAGACAAUAGAAAACGGGUUAAGACAAUGUACAGUCCACCAAAGUUUAAAGGUCUGGAUGUGGCAAAUCAAAGCAAAGAGUCUUCCCAGCCUGAAGUGUCAAAAGAUGGCCUUGGAAUACAACAGAUUUCAGGAGAUACAACUAUUUCACCAGCUAGUCACAAAGCCAUCAUCUCUCAGAUGAGUCCCUUGCUGGAAACUGCAGACACUCAAACUUGCUCUCCUGCAAAUGGCGGGAUGCCAGAUGACUAUUUGGCAUUUAGUCUUCUUCAAUCUGGAACACUAAAAUCAGACAGGAGCCCUGCAGCUAAAAAGGCAACUUACCCCUCAUUACAACUUUACAGAAAAACUACUCCUGAGGAGAUUAAUAUUAGAGCAAAUGCUCAAACUGUGGUUGAAACAAGUUUGCAGGUUUUCACAGAUAAAGCCAGCAAAGAUCAUGACACAGAGCAUAGUUAUCCAAGUAAAUUGUUUAAAGGUGCAGAGUUGCAAAGCAAAAAUAAUCCCUUAGAGUCAACGCUAAAUGCCCCUAAACCCACUGUAGGUUUAAAUAGUGAAAGUUCUCUUGAAAACAAAUCUGGUAAAAGUUCAAGUGCAAGUUUACCAAACCUGGAAGAGCAAGUCAUUAGUGAUGGUACAAAUCAAAUGAAGGAUAGGUUGAAAACUAGUGAACAGAAAAGCCUUGUUAAAGAGAAGGAACCACAGAGAAAGGAGACAGGAGUAAAGCAUGUCUUUUCUGCACGACAGAACAACUACAUUAAAAGUCAGAGAUUUGUAAGUACAAAUGAUGAUAAUCAUAAUGAUAAUGAUAGUUCUAAUGCAGAAAAAGGGACUAUAAAGGAUAAAAAUGAAAAUGGCAAGUGGUCAAGGCAUUCCAAAAAUACAAAAACAAAAGAGAAAAGACAAGAGGAGCAUAUUGCAAACAUACAUAAAGAUAAAGUAAUGGACGGACCACUAUUGAUAGAAGGGGUUCAUGUAAGAGGAGAGGCUAACACAGCUAAAGAGCUAAAGAUGACAUCAAAGAGUGGUUUGGAAACUCAAAGAGAGCAAAAAGGAAACUCUGAAAAAAUGAAAAGAAACAUUUCUGAAAAGAGAACACUAUUUGGAUCAAUGGAACAGGUGCCUAAUAAGACAAAUGCACCAUUAAAGAGAGAGAAUGUUGUCAUCGAUAAGUACGACCUGGCCAAAAUGGCUUUAGAGGAAGUAAUUGCUGAACGAGAGCAAAGAAAGUUGAAAAGUAAGGCUCAAGGUGGUGAGUUACCCACCAGUGGAGAGGACCAACAGUCUAGUAUGUUCAUGCUGAAUGAGAGGGAGAAAAGUGCAAAGGAUGGCAAAGGUCAGAAUACUGUAUCUGCUUUUAAAACAAAUUGGCAGACUGGUCAAACGAGGUCAGAAGACAUGGCCAAACAUGGUGAAAGUCAUGUGGCUGAGGUAAAAUUAGCCAUGCCCUGUAAGCAGGAAGCAUCUAUUGGGCAGUGCCAGCAUGCAGGACCUAUACAAUAUAAUGAAAGAGAAAAAUUGUGCCUAGACAAUCAAGAAAGCAACACUGAUAAUGUCAGCAAGGAUGAUAAAUUAUGCCAAAAGAAAGAGUCGAUGAAUAAAAAUACAAGUAAUGCAAAGGAAUGCACAAAAACAGGUCAUCAUUUGAAAAGUAGCAAUCUUAGCAGUGUGGGACAGUGUGAGGAAGAGUUGGGCGUUAGUUCCUUUAAACCCGAGAUACCCCCAAGAAGAGGGAGAAGUAAUUCUCAUGGUAAUGACAGAGUAGGUGAAAAGACAGAAAGUAAUUCUGACUUUAAAAGAGAAGGUGACGCUACAGUCAAAACUGAGGACAUGGAAAGUAGGGAAGGUGACAAAGUUCAGUCAAGUCAAUCAAAGAAUCGAGGCCCCAAAAGAGGAAAUGUAUUGUCUCUGAAAGAGAAAUAUGACAAAGAAAGUAAGGUGAACCUCAAGGAUGCUCAGAAAGGUCAGCCUGUUGAAGAUGCAAGCUGCGAAAAGUCUAUGGAAGAGGGACCCAAUGAAAAGGCUCCAAAAGACAAAAUGAAACAUAAAUUUGUUCCACCAAAACUCACAGUUAGUGAUCCUGAAAGUGGGACUUAUUCCAUUAUCUACAAGGAGAUCGAUUCAGAGAGUGAACGGAAGUCUAACAGCUCCUCGAAAGAAACAGAAAGAGGCGAGGAACAUUCGAUUUCAAAAAGGAAACACAGUGUCACACAAGACUUCCAAAAAGCUAUACGUGAUCACACAAACAACAUAAAUGAGGAAAUGGAAGACAACAAGGUAAAAACGAACGAGAAGGAAGAGGGUUCUGAAGGUCAGAAGCAGAACAAAUCCAAAGGUCCUAGUAAAAGCUAUGUAAAAGACUUCUUCAAUGGACUCCUCUUUGGACUUUCAAGCUCAGAAAAGGGAAAAACUGUAGAUGAACAUGAGGAACUUUCUGAAACACUGUCAUCAGAGUCUUUUAAAACUGAUAAAGCCACAAAGGACAGUAUCACAGUACAUGAUAUCCUUGGGCAAUCUCACACUAUACCCUCAUCAAAUGGUAAACAAACACAUCACAGCAGUCGAUCUUCAAACUCAAGUGAGCUCUCUCUAUUUCAUGAAUCAGAACAGGGGGCAAAAUCACAACCGGAAGAGUUCUUGAGUAAAGCAGAGGUCUGCUACAUGAAAGAAAGAGUUGAUGGAAAGGUGAAGGAGAAUUUACAGAAACCAACAAUAGAUUCCUGCUCUUUAAGCAACCAUGAAAGUGAGUCUGAUGUUUCUCCACCGAGUGAUGUGGACAAUGGGGGAUGGGUGCACAACUUGAUCGAGUCAGCUAGAAGCUUAACACAAAUAUCACCCAGUCAUACUUCCUCCAAGGAUCAACAGCUUUCUCAGAAGGGCCACUUGAAUGGAUCUGAGAAAGAUGAGGAAGGUCUGGACCUCUGCAAGGACUGUGUCCAUUCUCCAGUUGCAUCAGUCAAGAGCCCCAAAACAAACCAACCAGCAAUGCAUUUAUUGUCCCUUCCAGCAAAUCACCUGGUCACAGUCAAAGAUAGAAAGCUAUCAGUUGGAAGUGGCUCUGUGUCUGAGGAGGAGGAGCAGCGCUCUGCUGUGAGCACUUUAUCUGAGGGCCUGGAAAGCUAUGAAACAUGCGGAGGGGAUGCCAUGGAGGAAAACAUUGCACCAGCAGAGGAUGAGGAGGGAUCCAAGGCACCCAGCGAGAGAUCUGCUUCAGUCUGCAGCGGAAAUGACAGUAAUGGUCAGAACAAGCCACCUGUUGUACCUCCAAAAACUGAAAAGGCUCUACGCCGAGCCAUGAAACUCACCACACGGAGGAUACAAAAGGCUGAAGCUAAAAGCAAACCUGAGCGUAAAGGCAGAAGCAGUGACAAAAGUGUCAGUCACAAGGCUGAGAGGAGACACCACAGCACUGACAAAUUACUUGACAGAUCAGAACACAGAUCGCUCAGCAGUGAUAGAAGCAGCGGUAAACACAGCGAACAUCUCAAUGACACAACGGAGCCCAAAACUCAAAGAAGCGAGAAGCAUGCUAGACACCAUAGUGGCCACAAGAGUCAAAACAUAGAAGAGAAUGAACCUAGUAAUAAACCGCAACAUGCAUCCAAAGACAAAGAAAGACAAACCAGUGACUCAAAAGGCCACCGCACUGAGAAACAACAAGAUGACACAUCAAACCAUGGGGAUCAUUUGGAGAACGGCAAUAUAAGUAAUGACAGUGAUCGAUUAGGUCGAAGCAAUGAAAAACACUUGCCCAAGAAACUGGAACGUAGGACUCAAAGUCUGGAUAGAUUUCUAAGGGAAAAACACGAAAACAUGUCAAGUCGCACUGGUGAAGUUAAAUCAAAUUUUUUAAUAGAAGGAUCCCAGUACUCUACUCCAAAGACAUUACCUUUGCGCCACAACAGCAUUGAACAUACUUAUGCACCAACCACUAAUCUUGUAACACAGUCCUUCCCAAUCACCCAGAGAAAGCUUUUACAGGACCCUGACUCUGGACAGUACUUUCUGGUGGAUAUCCCAGUACAGGUCAAAACGAAAACUUUCUUUGACCCAGAAACUAAAAGUUAUGUGCAACUGCCAGUACAGUCUCCUGAGGCUCCACCAAUGGAGGUUAUGAACACACCACCACUUAUGCUGUAUCAUGGCUUUGUUCCAGUGCCUGUACCAUCACAGAAGUCUGUUGUCAGGACUGCAGGAUCUAUGAUUCCUCCGGAUGACCUGAAAGACUUUGAACCUAGCAGGAAACAAAUGCAGGAGGACUUUAAUCAGAUAAAUAAUGAAGAAGUAAAUCCUUACAUUGAGCCAGUGUAUAUAUCACAAGAACAUACCCCUGAAGAGGAAAUUGAUAGUGUAAGAUGA